AUGAAGCAAAAUCCACAGAACGGGGAUCUUAAGAAACAAAUCCAAGAGAGGCAAUCGAGAAUAGCAGCUCUUAAUGAAAAACAAGCUUUGGGACCCAUUACUUCAGUGCCGAUUAAAGUUCCUCAGGUCAGUUCCUUGCAGAGGUUGGCAGGACAAAGACCAGCAGUGCUACCUCAGGUUAGGCCAAAGACUCUGAUCCCAGACAGCCUCCCAGUUUCUCCAGGCAGAGAUCAACCUUCCAAGCAACCUCCAACGUUUCAGAAGGCAACUGUGGUCAGCAUCAAAAACCCAACUCCUGCCCUCCCCACUGCCAAUAAUACUGUUAGCCAUGUACAGACGUCCAGCAGCCAAUCGCAAAGUGUCGCAGAGACGGCAGCCCUCUCCUCAUCCCUAAGUAGUGCUGGGGUAGCAUAUGCCGUUAUCUCAACAUCUCCCAAUAAUGCAAUGCCCAUCAAUACCAGCGCUGCUGUCUCGGUGGUUAAUGACAGCAUUAAAGUGCAACCACUUCUCAUCAGUGCUGACAGCAAGGUCAUCAUCAUUCAGCCUAAAGUUCAAACUCAGACAGAAAAUAAAGUGGAGAUAAAGAAACCUGCUGAAGAGUCAACUCAGGGACCUGCUACCAAAAAGAAAAAAGAUGAGAAUCCAGAGAAAAUUGCCUUUAUGGUAGCGCUAGGCCUGGUUACGACUGAAUACUUAGAAGAAAUCCAGAGCAAACGUCAGGAAAGAAAGAGGAGGAGCACCGCCAACCCCGCUUACAGUGGACUCUCAGAGACCGAGCGGAAACGCCUUGCAUCAAAUUAUUUGAACAAUCCUUUUUUCCUCUCCACAAGAGCCAACGAGGAUCCAGGUUGGAAGAAUGAGGUCAGCCAUGAGGAAUACUGUUCAGCAUGCAAGCAUGGUGCCAACUUACAGCCUUGCGGAACAUGCCCCAGGGCCUACCACCUCAACUGCUUGGAUCCUCCCUUGAAGACUGUCCCUAAAGGACUAUGGGUCUGUCCCAAGUGCCAAGAAAAGGUGUUAAAGAAAGAUGACAAUGUCCCCUGGCCUGGAACUCUGGCUGUAGUGCAAUCUUACGUUACUCAUAAAACAGUCAAAGAAGAAGAGAAGAGGAGGUUAUUAAAGAGGAGCAGUGAAUUAAGAGGAGAACACAGACAGCUGGAGGAAAAAGAAUGCUUUCUUAAUAAUGCAAUGAAGAAAUGCCUAGAGCUCAAAAACAGCCUGUUGGCCCGGCAAAAAGGGGUUCGGUCAUCGCUGGAACACCUCAAAACCCUCAUUAGACUGAUACAGAAUGAGCAGAUGCUUCAGGUUACCAUGACAACGACCACCACCUCCUCCCCGCUGACCGUCCCCUGGACCAGGCCCUCUCCUGCCUCGGCUGCCACCGCUGCCCACCCCUUGCGGGCGACGCAGGGCAACAACUGACUGGGGCUGCCCCCCAACCGGAGGGCCCCCCUUCUUCUCCAGAAGAGCCAGUCCAACCCACAAGAACGCUUUACGUGCAUGCAGGCAUCG
Messenger RNA from Candoia aspera, 1512 nucleotides. It is a transcript of the gene PHF21B, whose product is annotated as PHD finger protein 21B. Lineage: Eukaryota; Metazoa; Chordata; Lepidosauria; Squamata; Candoiidae. The record is from RefSeq and is a predicted model, not a curated record. Bases 1 to 1422 code for a protein of 473 amino acids. The transcript has 13 exons.